GCAGGACCACCCAAGCCGCGUUCACACUUUACCUCUACAGAAGACCUUCUCACUCGAUUCAACCUCCUCCCAGCGUACAACAAGUAUGUUAGGCCGUACUCUGCUCCCGUGGAGCAGCCUACCUCGACAACCAUCAACAAGGGCAAGGGCAAGGAGAAGGAACGGUCCGUGCCGCCUGGAUCAACGCCCCCAAUAGGAGCCGACGGUACAGAAGAGGAGGGAAAGGGAGAGAAGAAGGCCAAGAAUACAUACAGGCAGCUCAUCAAAGGUCUUCCAGGAAAGCAUUCAAUAAAGAAGGAUGACUACCUCACGACGAUGAUACAAGUGCCGCCAAAGCAGAGAAUAGCUAUCAAACGGUUCGACUUGAGGACGCAGCGGGAUGCAUUUUCGGUCUCCCUGGAAGGCAUCAAAGCUUGGAACAUCGCCGCCCUCGUCGAGGAGUCACCGCAGGCGCGGGAGGAUCGGAAGAAGCGGAAAGAGCUCAGGAAAUUUGCGAAGGCUCAAGGACAGGCCGCACUGGCGGCAAUGGGUACACCCCGCGCCACAGGUCUGCCCGUGACACCCGCUACUAUGGCUACCUCCAUCUCCACUCCCACCGCUGCACACACGCCAGCACGAACCGGCACGCCUAAGCCCGCAUCAGGCAUGACGCGGACCACGGCGACUUCAAUAGCAUACCAGAGCGCGAACCCGGUCCAGCACCGAACGCGGACGCCUCUUGGGAUUGGCACGCCACAUUCCAUAGGCACGCCUGCGGCCGGUACGCUCCCCACGCCAGGGCCUACGAACACAUUUACACCCGCACGGAGCACGCCAGGGUCGACGCCUGCGCCCGUGGCGGGCCCAGACUCUGGAGUGGCAAAGCGCGGAGUUAAACGCGAGCGGGAAUAUUCGAUGGAUGGGGUGCAAAUGGGCACGACUACAAAUAGAAUGAGUGGGCAGGCGCAGAGUAUCGGCGUCAAUGGUGGUGGAACGCCGAAGCCGGCGUCGGUGGCGGGCGCGAAGGCAGGUAAUGCAGGAGUUCGGCCGCGACCGCUCAAAAAGCAGCGCAUGGAUGUGCAGGGGCAGUCAAGAGGAAUGCCUUUGCAACAGCCUACGCCACAUGGGUAG
Molecule: messenger RNA, 1110 nt
Organism: Laetiporus sulphureus 93-53
Lineage: Eukaryota; Fungi; Basidiomycota; Agaricomycetes; Polyporales; Laetiporaceae
Exons: 5
Source: RefSeq, a predicted model, not a curated record